Drosophila melanogaster (fruit fly) is the source of this 6187-nucleotide messenger RNA. RefSeq lists its product as uncharacterized. NCBI's taxonomy places the organism in Eukaryota, Metazoa, Arthropoda, Insecta, Diptera, Drosophilidae. The record is from RefSeq and is marked reviewed. Gene Ontology annotation, cellular component: nucleus; centriole. Bases 550 to 2862 code for a protein of 770 amino acids. The transcript is spliced from 15 exons. Gene Ontology annotation, molecular function: microtubule binding. Gene Ontology annotation, biological process: negative regulation of centriole replication.
CAGUCGUGUUCGUAACGUCGUCGAGUUGAAACCGCCAGAAAAGAGCCAUAGCAUAUUCUCACAGCUACAUAUACAUAUGAGCAGGCAGCAGCAGCAGCAGUAGCAGCGGCAGAGAGAAAAUCGGUUCAAUCUUGAAAAGUGUGUUUCCCAGUGCUUCACCUGAAGUUUUUUGGCACUACCUUGCCUUACCAGAGUAAGGUAUUCGCUUCAGUGACCACGAACCACGACCACGCAGGAGAAAGAAGCGGCUGACAGAAGUGCGAUAUGCAGGCAGCGCGAAGCGGCUAAAAACGGAAGUCAAUUUGGCCUAUGACAAUACAAACGCACUUUCUUCGCUACGCAUUGUCCAGGUGCGUGUGCGUAUAGAGAGAGCGAGCGAGAGGUGAAAUAUUUAGGUUUAAAGGCCAGGCGCGUGUGUGUGACCCAUGAAAAGUUGUUAAACAUAAGCAACGUCAAUCGCCGCUGAUCGAAAGAAGAGAAACCCCUACGCGCGCGUGUUUAAUUUGUAUUUUUGGCACUUUGGUUGGCAAACAGCAAAAGCAUUUCCCUAUGAUUGGCUCAUUCUGGAAUCUGUGCAGAGCGUGCCCAUCAAUGCCGGUAGACAAGCUCCACUCGGAGUAUCGGAGCACUUAUCGCUGGCAUGAAUUUACGGGCAACUCGCGGCCAGAGGUUGUGCGACGGGCGCCUGCCCCAAACCCAAGUCAAUUUGUUGGAGCGACAAAUGAGCCGCCAUUGCCACGCCGGAAAAAAUGUCCAGAAUUAGCAUAUAAAUCGCACGAGUUUAUUAUAGGAUCGGAGUAUACAGAUGGACGCCGAGAUGCCAGUGCACAUCGUUUGGCGAGAUCGGAGGAGCGCGGUGGCACACCUUCGCGCCGCAGCAAAUCGGAGGGACCACCCGUUGUGCCCAAUGGACGUGCGUAUCCCAUUGCCACGGAGAUCGACGGAACCACAAGAAAACAGGCGGCUACUCUACAUGAGUUGGAGCCCUUGGUUAGCGAUACGGAUGAUAGAAAAACUCACGAGAAACAAGUGACCAUUAUGGAGCGCAAGACCACCUCGCGUCCCUUCUCGCAGGCCAUCGACCAGGAGCGCCUAAACCACUUCAUCACGAAAAAGGAGAACUUUGGCUUCGCCGACGCCGCCGUGGCCGCCGCGGCCCUCAAGGACGAGGUGGACAACCGGCAGGCCGGCGAAUCCGGCCAGGUGGUGGUCAUGAACGGCUCUGCCCCGCCGCACUCGAAACCGAAUUUGGAUUUGUGGUUCAAGGAGAUGGUGGAGCUGCGCAAAAAAGCCGGCGAAUACAAGUGUCGCGGUUGGGGCAUAGAAAUUGAUCCGGAAUUGUAUAAGAAACAGAAGGAUCUUUGGGAUCAGGUUUCAAAGCGCAGCUCACUUUCGGCACUUUCCCUAGCCUCUUCAGUUCAUAGACCUAUUACAAAGGAGGAGAAGGAACAGGAGAACAAUAAGAAGUCCACGCCAUUGCAGAAGGCCCAGAAGCCGCGUGUUCCUGGCCAAGCCUUUUUGAUUGAUAAUAAGGAUGAGAUUUCAGCACUGCCAGCACGAUUUAGCAAUAUACGCCAUCACCUUGAACGCACCACAGAUGUGGAAGAGGGAGCUUUGUUGCCCUCGCCAACGCGCGAGAAGCUGAUGCCGGCUAUUACCAAGCGGGAAUCGGAAUCUCAGCGAGGAAGUCCCAAGAAGACCGCCUUGUCCAGGCACGGAUCGCCUCAGAAGGGCAGUCCUCAAAAGGGCAGCCCCAAGAAGGUCCUUAAAACCCGGUCGCAAUCGGCUGGUCCGGGCGUUGCUGAGAAUGAGUCACCGAAGCGGCAGAUCCGGUCGGCGAGUCAGGCACCCAGCAGCCGUAAAAAGACGCCGACAACCGGAAGCGGAAGCGAACGCAAGGCACGCCCAUCCACCCUAUCCACAACAUUCCAAUCCCGCAUUAAAAGUAGUUCCUUGCCACCGCCCAACGGUAGAGUAGCCUCAGCGCCGCCAGCCACUGCAGCAGCAGCAUCAGCAGCCAAAUCAGCAUUAAGCGCUAAUCAGGCUCAUGCUAAUCAAUCACAAUCAUCACAUGCCAAGAGCGGUAGCAUCAGCGGCAGAAUUUCAAAGCCAUCGGCCUCAUCCGCCCAACAGCAACAACAGCAGCAACAGCAACAGCAAAUGCGUAAGAAAGACAAAGAUAGAUCGAAUAGUAGUUGCAUUGGCAGUGGUAGUCAUGUUGGUGCUGGUAGCGGUAGUCAAGCAAAUAGUGUCAAGCAUCUGCAGAAUAAGCAAAAGCAACAACAACUACAGCAGCAACAGCAACAAAAGCAACAACAACAACAGCAACCGCAACAGCAACAGCAAAAGCAGCAGCAAAAACAGCAGCAGCAACUCGAUGUUGCAGCAGCAGCAACAGCAGCAGCAGCAACAUCGGCACCUCCCCAAAACCCAACCCGGCCUGCCACCAUCAACAUCAAACGGCUCACGGUACCAGGUCAGGAUAGAAAAUUGGCUGAAAACGAAGGCGAGGAUGGUCGUGAGACUGCCAUUUCCAUUUCCAGCUGUAGUCCCCAGCCUCCGGUGCCGGAGGUGCCCGAGGAGCCCCUGGUGAAGUCGCCACCAGAACCGACCCGGGUCAAAUCCCCGGAGCAGAUCAUAAUGCGCUCUCCUGAUCCAGUCAACUGGACGGUGCCCCUGGACACUGGCAAAACCUUCACGGUGACGCAGAAUGUCAAAGAUGGGGAGAACUACAGCCGACCUCAGAGCGAGAUUAAAGCGUCGACACCGGUGGAGAAGCCCCCACCGCCACCACAAUCGGCUCCGCCACAAUUAACCGAACAGGCUAAGAUGGACGGUAAGCCAUUAAGCACGCUUCAAUAAAAACGCAAAACUUCCAUACCAAAAGCAUCAGCAAAACCAAACGAAGUCGACAAACAAAACCAAUCCAGAAAAACCAAAAAAGUCAAAUCGCUUUUACAAAUAUUUAUAUAUUAACUCGUAUUUAAAUAUAUGUAUCUGUAUAUGUAUAUGUAUGUAUCGCUACUCACAAACAUCAUCAAAAAUCCAAAAUCGAAUCAUCGUUAGCCAAACUCCAACUUCUCCAACUCCAAAUCCAAAAACCCAAAACGAAAACCAAAACCACACCAGCAAAUUAAGCCAAUCUCGAUAAGCGUAAAUAUAAAGCAAAGUUCCCCUCUUUCUGUAUCAAGCCAAAAGCAAUUGUGCAAGCCAAUGCAAUCACAUAGCGUACCCGAAACCGUAGAUCCUUGCGUAACAUAACGAACACUAUUUCCAAAACUAUCUCCCCCUCCCCCCACCCUUUCGACCACUGCCAUCCCGCCAGCCUGGAAGUCCUGCAGUCCGACCACCAGUGCCGCGAUCUACGGCAAAACACUGACGCCCCAUGCCACACCCACCGGCCAGCCGGGCGUGGCGGUGCGCUGCACUGUCGCCCAUGAUCAGCCGCCUCAGCAGCCGGAUCCUGCGAUGUCGUCCUCCUCGUCGACGGGCACUGCCUCCACCGCCCGGACAACUGCCGCCGAGGUCCUGGAGAAGGCUCGCGACCGAUUCGAUCGAUUCUGGGGCAGCAGCAGCGCCAGCAAGGAGGAGAGCGUCUAGAUUCGAGAUUCGAGUUUCGAGAUCCUGGAUCCUAGGUCAGGCACUCAGUGCUUUUGAAGUGCAAAAUGUAUUCCCCGGGGCAGUUAAUUGGGCCCUAAAAGCAAGCAAUUAUAAUACGUAAUAGACGUUAUGCAAUACCUAAUCAUGUACACCAGCUACCCUAUCUAACAGCCUGAUGACAUUGCGACACAGAUUAUAAUUUCUUAUUCUCUAAGGUCUACUAUUAUUUGUGUAUUUUUCAUUUAAUUUUCAACUAAAGAUCAAUAACAUAUUUUUCUGUUAGUUUCAAUGAACACCCUGUUAAGUCAAAAAGUUGAAUUGAACAUCUGAAAAUGAAUUAUGAUUUAUAGAAAAAAUACCAUUAAAAUAUUUUAAUUAAUCUAUUGACAUUGUGGAUGAAUGUGUCGCAAUGAUAUCGGAACCUUAAAGAAGUCCCGCAUCGACUUGGCUUGACUUUAAAGCUGAACUCGCUUUGGAUUUCUUAGUUAAACUGCUGCAAGCAAAUCUAAUCAGGCCAAAUGUCAUCUAACGACACGAGCAUUACACAAAAAAUUAUUUAUGUAAGACACUUUCACUGCCUGAACCCAAUCCGAAUACGAAACCGAACUCAAACAAAUGUUGUAUACUUUGAAAUUCACCCAGAGAACUUUGCAAUAUUUCGAUAUCAUCCAAUCAUACAAAAUAUUCAAAUGGGACAAACAUCACCGCAAUGACCCGUCCAAAAAGUGAGUCCAUUCGACAAGAGAUAUACUCACAUUUUUGUAGCUUUCAUUAGAGGAGCAACCGUAUAUCUGGGUAAUGCAUAAGGUGAUCUAAGCUAAACUGCUGAUCCGAAAGAUACCAAACGUUGAAAAUAGAUUUUGCACAUGAACGACAAAGGGAAAAUAACAAAAAGCGACAACAUGAUGUUAAGAAUAAUUUAAGAAGACACACUUUGGCUAAUAAAAACUUAAGGCAAGAGAUGGUUAAAACAUGGCAACACGUAACAGAAAACAACAGCAAAACAUACUAAUACUACACAAAAAAUGCGAAACAAUGAGAUUAUGCUUUGAAAAGCUGUGAAACUAGUUUCAGACAUGCCUACAAUUCUUAUAUAUCUAUUAUGUGAAUGUGAAUGAAAUAGUCGACAAACAAAAAUGAAAACAAAAUGAUCAAACAAAAUGGAAAGACCUAAUCGAUUUAAUCAUGUUUUGAGUAAAAUUAGCACUAAAUAAUAAAGACAAAUGCUUCCCGAAGGGCAAUAGCUUUGAGAAAGUUGAUGUUAUUUUGACAAGCAUUUUGUUGGGCCUUGUUUUUUUAAUCUCUCUCAGUGUAGACAGUUUUUCAGUACAAACCAAAUACCGAUUCAAACUCAGUUUGGCAGAACUUUUCUUUUGCGUAGGAGAAGUGCUUGAAUUUAAGCCUUUCUUAAAAAUAAACAGAAAAUACAAAAUCGUGAAAGCUGAAGUUAAAUUCCAUUACCCAUAAGUUAUGUGAUUAACUUCAGUAUUGAGCUUACUUGUUGCUUGCCUAUAUAUAUUUUAAUAUAAAACUCAAAUAAACCAACCAAAAAAAAAAAUAAGAAGGAAAUAACGCCACUUUAAUGGUAUUUAUUAAACAGUUGAGUAUUUUUAUAUGUUUUUCAUGAAUGGACCCGUUUGUUAGUUGAAAUCGAUAAGUUGAUCACUGAAUCUUAUAAUUACCGAAUAGUAACAAUGCAUAUUGUCAAGAGCCCCUAAAAUGCAAAAUGUUUAUUAUGCUCAGUCUUUAAAAUGGUCACCGAUUCGAUUCAAUCAAAUGCAUUAGUUAGAAAUAAAUAAGAAGCUAAACUAACUAAACUCUGGCAAUCUCAAAAACCGUAAAAGAAGGAAAAAUUCAAUGAAAGAGAGAGGAAAUGCACACUCACAUACACAAACACAACUAUAUUUCCAGUUGCAAUUAAAGGAAAACGGUAACCCAACUGAAUGGUCGACUCUUGAACUCAUUUAGUUUUAUCGUACUUAACAAAUUUUAGGCAACUUUAAUACGAAUCUACUUAAGAACGAACUUGAUAUUAAUUCUAGCUUGUUUACAAAAUGAUAUAAAAUGAUUAACGAGAUAAAAAACCAAAACCUAAACAAAGUAUACCCUCAAAAUGAUUCCAAAAUAGGCGCACUAAACGGUUUUCCUUCGACAGCAGUGAAAAAGAAAAUCGAUUUUUAUAAACACUUAUACGAAAGUCAAACCAAUAAAUACUUUCAAUUUUCGGUUCCUUCACGAAGCAAAAUAUUAAAAGUCACCAAACAAUUAUAUAAAUUUUAAAAAUUGACUUUCACGCCCAAAUGCGCCUAAAGUUUUAAUGAAUUAAAAAAGCCUCAUAUGAAAUGCAAUAAUACCAGUAACUAUACAACCCAAUUGAUAAUUUUUUCUGAAUUGUCAUAAAAAGGCACACCAAAUAGCCUUCAUAGAGAUGCUAAUAACACGAUAUAAUUAUAAUUAUACUUGAGAAAACUGGCCGAAUCAUAUGAUAGAGGAGUAAUGGAAAUAAUAAAAUAGAAUCCGAAAAACAAGUGAUGGUAAAAUGAUUAUAACAUUAAAUGAAUCGAAUAAAUGAAAAAUGCAUAUAAAC